AAAAGCAUGAGUGUUUUCGAACGUAUCCCGAUUGGAUUAGAAACAAUGACGUCACUAAGAGGGAAGCACGUGGUUGGUAUUGAGGCGGUGCUUGGUGUAUCUGACCAUGUGGCUGUUUGUUUUGUGUUUAUCUAACUUCAAUUUAUUGACAUUACGUUAGAUAUGAGUUUCGAGUUCGAUUUGGGAUGUUUAGGAUGAAUAAAACCGGGUCUCGUGCUGGCAGGCGAGCAAGGAAAAGACGUCGGAAAAAGCACGAGGACGUCUCCAAAGUUACCCUUUCUCACGAAGCUCAGUUUGUUCGUUUGAGGAAAUGGCUGAAGGAAAGAGGAUUCACUUCUCAGCACCUCAUCCCUGUCAAUUUCAAUGAUACUGGAAGGGGGCUUAUGGCUACUCACCCUGUCAAGGCUAAUGGAAUGGUAAUUUCGUUACCCGAGAACUGCUUGCUGACUACAGUCACAGUUCUCAGGAGUUACAUGGGGGAAUUUGUAAAAAGAUAUCAGCCUCCGAUAUCGCCUCUCGUGGCUCUUUGUUGCUUUCUCGUUGCUGAGAGGCAUCGUGGAGACGCAUCAGAGUGGAGUCCAUACAUCGAUGUCCUUCCAAAGUCUUACACAUGCCCUGUGUACUUCCACGAUGACAUCAUUGGCCUCUUGCCUGGGAGCCUCUGGAAAAAAGCCAUGGAGCAGAAAGAACAGUUUGAGGACCUCUAUUCGUCUUCACUUACGUUCUUUCGUUCCCUUCAGCCACUUUUCAGCCAGCCACUAGAGAAGCUGUUUACCCAGGAUGCACUGCGGUGGGCCUGGUGCAGCGUUAACACGCGGACUGUGUAUAUGGAACAUGAUCAGAGUAACUAUCUGUCCCGGGAGAAGGAUGUCUACGCUCUCGCUCCGUACCUUGACCUGCUGAACCACUGUCCGAAUGUUCAAGUUAAAGCCGGCUUUAACAAAGAAACUCACUGCUAUGAGAUUAAAAGUGUUCACGGAUGUAAAAAGUUCCAGCAAGCAUUUAUCAACUACGGCCCUCAUGACAACCAUAAACUACUUUUGGAAUAUGGUUUUGUUGCUCCUGGCAAUCCUCACAGUGUAGUAUAUGUUAAUUUAGAAGUUCUACAAUUGUGCCUAGAUAAAAAGGAUAAACAGCUAUCACAGAAACUACUGUACCUAAAGGAAAAUGAUUUUUUACACAACCUGACCUUUAGUAUGGAUGGUCCUUCUUGGAGACUGAUGACUGCCUUUAGACUUCUGUCUCUGAAACCUGAGCAAUAUGCUUGUUGGAAGAAUGUCCUCUUGGGAGCAUCGGUGAGCCGGGCUCAAGAACAGUGGUGCAUUCACUCUGCCCUGAAGCUUUGCAAUAACCUCACGGAACACAAUGUCAAAGCACUAGAGACGCUAUCUCAUCUCCAACAGUGUACAGACCAUUCUCGCCUUGAGCAACUACGUGUGGUGGAGAGCUUGAGACAAGAGGAGCAAAGGAUUUUGGAACACACACAAGUGCUUCUAGAAAACCUCCAGAGACAAUAGUCGCUGUGGUAACAGUAUAGGGCAGUGUGAACACUGAGAAGGGAUUGUGCCAUUCCAGUGAUCCAUUGGGAAU
Molecule: messenger RNA, 1590 nt
Organism: Triplophysa rosa
Lineage: Eukaryota; Metazoa; Chordata; Actinopteri; Cypriniformes; Nemacheilidae
Gene: setd4
Product: SET domain containing 4
Exons: 10
Coding region: 186-1517 (443 amino acids)
Biological process (GO): positive regulation of transcription by RNA polymerase II; peptidyl-lysine trimethylation; peptidyl-lysine dimethylation
Molecular function (GO): histone H3K36 methyltransferase activity; protein binding; histone H3K4 methyltransferase activity
Source: RefSeq, a predicted model, not a curated record